Bombina bombina (fire-bellied toad) is the source of this 3491-nucleotide messenger RNA. It is a transcript of the gene FAM78A, whose product is annotated as family with sequence similarity 78 member A. Bases 317 to 1264 code for a protein of 315 amino acids. Lineage: Eukaryota; Metazoa; Chordata; Amphibia; Anura; Bombinatoridae. The transcript has 3 exons. The record is from RefSeq and is a predicted model, not a curated record.
GGGGGAGAGCGCUUCUUUUUAAGGCAGGGUGGGUGGUUAGAUAAAGAGGAAAUACAAGUGGCAGAAUAAGAUGCAGUGACAAGGACACCGAAGGAGGACACGGCAGGACAUGUGCAGCUAGAGAUGGGGAGCCCCCCUCAUCGUGCUCAUUAAUAAGCAGGUGACGAAACAGGUGUGGGGACACCCAGACAUAAGCCCGUCUCACCCACAAGCCGCGGCUCUGGUCUACUGAUGCCAACGUUCCACACAGGUACCAAGGAGGGGGACCAAGGAAUUAGCCGGUUGCUGGUUGCUGUGAGAUGCCCUGGGAGCAUCUAUGGAUAUAGCACGCAAAAUAAACAAUAUUUACACUGGCCACCUAGAGGACGUGUCACCAUGUGCCCUCAAGGAGAAGAGUAAUCUCCAAAACUCCAUGCCUCGACUUCCCCAAGACGCUCUGAACCUGCUAGAGAUAGCCCUGGUUUUAAAUACCAUGGGAUGCAUCCAAAGUCUCAACUGCAAACCCAAAAGUUUCAAAGAGUCUAUCUUGAUCCCUGAGAUCAAAGCCUCCAUUGACUCCACCCCUACCAGCAUCGAUGAGUCCUCCAACAUGGUCCUCAGAUACAGAACACCCUAUUUCCGCGCAGUCGCCCAAGUUAUAGUGCCUCCUAUCGCUGUUAAGGAGACCUGGAAAGUUGGAUGGAUCCAAGCUUGCAACCAUAUGGAGUUCUAUAACUACUACGGGUGCUUGGGCAUGUCCAGCUGGGAGCUGCCAGAUCUGGAGAAGGGUAAAAUCCCUGCAAUAAGCGAUUCUGAUGGAGUAAACUAUCCCUGGUAUGGAAACACCACAGAGACAUGUACAAUCAUUGGCCCAACCAAACAAGAUACCAAAUUCACUGUUAGUAUGAAUGAUAAUUUUUACCCGAGUGUGACAUGGGCAGUACCGGUGGGUACAGGCAAUUUGCCCCAGCUGACAGGUAUUCACAGGGACCAAAGCUUUACCACCUGGCUUGUGGCUAUUAACAUGGCCAGUAAUGACAUUAUUAUCUUGCACACCAUCAAAUGGAGGAUGAAGUUGGAAAUUGAUAUUGAUCCCACCAUGCCACUAGGACGGAGAUCCAAAUUAAAGAAACCAUAUGCCCAAGAGCAGCCAGUGGUUCUAAACAAGAAUGAACCAAUACCUCCAAGCGCACUCAUAAAACCUAAUGCCAACGAUGCCCAGGUGCUGAUGUGGAGGCCGAAAAAUCAAAAGCCAGUUGUGGUGAUCCCACCCAAACGUCGAUGAGCUACACAAUGCUGCUAAUAAACAACAAGAGAACCAAAAAUCUUGUAUGCUGUUCUUGCUUUAUUCAAAUUGCGGGUAACACUGUGUUAUUUUACCUACAGGGUCAAAGAGGCUUCUCCCACCGACAAACGUCUGAUGUAAAUCCAGCAUUUUGGUGACUUUUUUUGUCUUUCAUCAAACUUUUGCUUGUUUGGUCAACUUGGGGUGGAUAAGAAGAAAAUCUAAUCCUGUAAUUUCCCAAAUAAGUGUCUCCAUUAUAGGAGAAAACCUUAACUGGUUGGAGCUUUUUAGUGUUAUAUUUUUUUUUAGGAACUUAAUCUGACAAAUCCAGUUCUAGGGGCGAAGCCUUUGUUGUUGACAUCUGCUGUUCUGGUCGAACAUAUAUAUAUAUAUUAUUUAUGAUUUCCCAAGUCUGCCUCCCAUAUGUUGCUUAACUUAAUCUGUUAGUUUGCCAAAUCCCCCUCCGGUACCGAUCUGCUGCUGAUGCCACUUUUUUUAUCUUAGUCUUACAAAUAAAGCUGUGGAAUUUUUGAAAUUGGGAGAUGACACUGGGCAUGUUGUGUACAAGUGAGUUAGCGUUUUUUUUCCCAUAAACUCAGGGGUAGGGUAGCAAAAUAUUUUGCAAUUAGAGGGUGAACUAUGCAUUGCUGUGCAAUGGCUUUAUACCCCUCAUACAGAGAAGCUGCUUUUUAUAAAAAAAAUAUAUGUAUAUGUCUGUCGUGAUUUAAAAUGGUACAUCUAUGGGGUUAAAGCUCACCUAAUGUCCUUAUAUAGAGAGUAAGGAAACGGUUAAGGGACGCAGAAGUCAACUUUAACCUUUUAUGAUUCAGAUAGUGCAUAUAACUAAAAAAAAGGUUCCAGUUUACCUUUAUCAUCAAAUGUACCUCUUCUCUUGUGAACCUUUAUUAAAGGGACAUGAACCCCACAAUUUUUCUUUCAUGAUUUAGGUAGAACAUAAAAUUUUAUACAACUUUACAGUUUACGUCUAUUAUCAAAUUUGUUUCAUUCUCUUGGUAUCAUUUGUUGAAGGAGCAGCAAUGCACUACUGGUUGCUAACUUAACACAUGGGUGAGCCAAUGACAAUCGGUAUAUAUAUGCAGCCACCAAUCAGCAGCUAGAACCUAGGCUCUUUGCUGCUCCGGAGUUUUCCUGGAUAAACCUUUCAGCAAUGGAUAACAAGAGAAGGAAGCAAAUUAAAUAAUAGAAGUAAAUUGGAAAGUUGUUUAAAAUUGUAUUCUCUGUCUGAAUCAUGAAUGUCUAAUUAUUACUUUACUGUCCCUUUAAGCUCCUAUCCAUGAGACUAUAGUGAGGUGAGCUCAGAAGCACUAUAUGACAGCAGUGUUUGUAAAUGUUUCACACAUGGUGCUCAAGACACGUGUUCACUUCUGAGCAUACCUCAGUAUGCUCACAUGGAAAAGAAAGAGGUCAAAUUGAUCAUAUAUAUAUAUAUAUAUAUAUAUAUAUAUAUACACUGUAUAUAAACUGAAAGUUGUGUUCUAUAUCCCUUUAAAUGUUGGUUUUCUGAAGAUGUUAAGUUUAACCCCUGUAAGGGACAAUAUUAUCAGGAAACCAAAUGCACUGUAUUAACAAACGUUUUAAAGAGAUGCACUGGGGUAUGAUUAAAACAUCUUUCAGUUUUUGUUUAGGACACUGGUUUGAUAAAGUUUGUUUUGAAUCAGUCUUCUGUCUGGUUAAACACAUUACCAUAAUGUGUGUGCAGCUACAGCAAAGGCAGUGAUGAGCGCUGGUUAUAAAAAAGGACAAUAGCAGGAUACACAUUGUAUGUGAAUAUUCAUAAUGAUCUGCUUGAUUUGAUCUCAUUUAAAUGUUUCUGUUUCCUGUGUGAUAAUGUUCCUUUAACGCCUUAUCUGCCAUAAAGAACAGACAGAAGGUUAUGCCUUUAAAAGUAUUGCAAUAUUUAAUAGGUUUCUUUGUGUUAGUAGUGUGAGAUGCCUUUUAAACGAGAAGCAAAAAAAAUCUGAAACUCCUUGAAGAAUAUUUCUCCACUAAAAGGUAUCACUACCUACAGCAAGGGUAAUGCACUGAAUAUGUUUUAUUACUGGUAAGAGAGGUCUGAGCAAGGUACACAGCUAUCAUUCGGCAUCUCAAUAAAAUAAUCACAGCAAUUCUCAAUAAAUGACCAACUGCUGUGUACUGGUUCUUGCUUUCAUUCUGCAACUUGAAGUUUUGAAUAAUAAACAGACAAAUUCAAAUAUUUACAAAAAAA